This is a messenger RNA of Coregonus sp. 'balchen', 23294 nucleotides long. Lineage: Eukaryota; Metazoa; Chordata; Actinopteri; Salmoniformes; Salmonidae. The record is from the annotation of a GenBank genome assembly.
UUCUGCCAGGCCGGUAGGGACCUGCGUUUGUCCUCCCUGGCAUCAGAGCCUCUGGACGUGGCCCCAGGGUUCCUGCUGGUAGGGGCCAAGUCCCCCAGUGCACCAGACACACUGCUGGUGUGUGCCGUCGACCGCAGGUUCCUGCCCGACGAACGAGGACUCAACGCACUGCUGGGUGAGACACCCACAGAUACACACACUCGCAUGCACGCACACAUACACACACACCCACACACACACAUACACACACACACAUAGAAAGCACAGACUAUAGCAGGGCUAGGCAACCCUUGGUCCAGAUGAAGGGAAAAGGAAGAAAGAGAGUAAAGGUGAGAGGAUAGAGAGGGACAAAGAGAUUGAGAUUGAAGAGAUUGCGAAAGAGUUGGGUGGAGUGAGGUUUACAGUGAGAUGGAUGGAGAGAGGGAGAGUGGGGUUGGCAGGAGCUACAUUGAGAAAGGGGAAGAGUGGGGGCUGGCGAAGGAAAGGGAGUGAGUGAGGCAUUGACGAAGCUGAAAUAGAGAGAAGGGUCGAGAGAGAGAGAGAGAGAGAGAGAAUGACAUAGAGAUAGCGAGAGAAGAGAGAGAUAGAGAGAUAUAUAGAGAGAGAAAGGAGAGACAAUGACAAGAGAUCUAGAGAUAUUAUAUAGAUUUAGAGAGAGAAUAACAGAGAUCGAGAUAAGAUAGAGUAUACUAGAUAAUAUAUGGAGAGAUAUAGAUAUAGAUUAUAUAGAUCAUACUAUUACAGAUAUAGAUCUACGUAGAGUAUCGAGCUUAUAUAUAUAGAUAAUACGACAUCUCCUCUAUAGAAGCGAGAGAGAGAGAGAGAGAGGCUAUAAAGAACAGUCAGGGUACCCUGACUGAAGUCACAUACACACAUUAUUAGUCCCUCAACCUGGGCUCUGCUAGACACACACACGCACAACACACACCAUCUCACAACCCAGCUGACCUGUAACCAUGGAAACAUUAUCGCUCACACACUCUUUCUCUCGCUACGGGAGAAAAGGUUUAUUACUCCCAAACACACACACACACUCACACACACACACACACACACACACACACACACUGACCCAGUGUUUGUGUUGUCAUCCUCAGGGUUCUCUGGGAACUGUAUGGGCUGUGAAGAGAAGGGCUUCCGCUACUUCACUGAGUUCUCCAACCACAUCAACCUGAAGCUGAGCACCCAGCCCAAGAAACAGAAGCACUUAAAGUACCACCUGUACAGGAAUAGCCAUGGACAGCUGGUCAGGGGGGCUGCUAUCUCCUGGAAGGGCCUCGGUAAGACAAGCAGGGGGAGUAGAGGGGAUGGGGGGGGAUAUUUUCAUGUGUGAUCUUUCCAUGACAAUGUAAGUGUUGUAACGUUCCAUGUCAAUAAAGUAUAUUGAACUGAAUUGAGAAAGAGAGCGAGGUAGAGGGGGGAGGGAGAGAGAGAGAGAAAGAGAGAAAGAGAGAGGGGUCAGGUCAGUGGGUCAGUCUCUCCUUCAAUGUAUCUCUGCUGUCGUUCUGUGGACAGGGGUCUAAGUUGGAGUUUGUAGGAGAGUUGGGGUCUGUGACCUGACCUGUCUUUCCAGGUGUGGAGGACAGAGGUCUGGGGUGAGAGGUCAGGACUGGGGUCAGGGUGAAGAGGGGUCGGAGCCUGUGGCUAGACUGUUACUGUAUUCCUGAUAAUACCUGUGGUAUACAGGAUAUGAGGCAGAGAGACAGUAAAUCAAGUCUAAUCCACACAGAUUAGGAAGAGGGUUUGGGGUGAGUUUCAGACCUACAGUAACUAGAGUAGAGUUUACAUUAACAUGUAAGUAGAGCUCACAUUAACGUAUUCAGUUGGCAUUAACAUGCAAGUAGAGCUCACAUUAACAUAUUAAGUUGGCAUUAACAUGUAAGUAGAGCUCACAUUAACAUAUUAAGUUGGCAUUAACAUGUAAGUAGAGCUCACAUUAACAUAUUCAGUUGGCAUUAACAUGCAAGUAGAGCUCACAUUAACAUAUGAAGUUGGCAUUAACAUGUAAGUAGAGCUCACAUUAACAUACAGUGGGGAAAAAAAGUAUUUAGUCAGCCACCAAUUGUGCAAGUUCUCCCACUUAAAAAGAUGAGAGAGGCCUGUAAUUUUCAUCAUAGGUACACGUCAACUAUGACAGACAAAAUGAGAAGAAAAAAAUCCAGAAAAUCACAUUGUAGGAUUUUUAAUGAAUUUAUUUGCAAAUUAUGGUGGAAAAUAAGUAUUUGGUCACCUGCAAACAAGCAAGAUUUCUGGCUCUCACAGACCUGUAACGUCUUCUUUAAGAGGCUCCUCUGUCCUCCACUCGAUACCUGUAUUAAUGGCACCUGUUUGAACUUGUUAUCAGUAUAAAAGACACCUGUCCACAACCUCAAACAGUCACACUCCAAACUCCACUAUGGCCAAGACCAAAGAGCUGUCAAAGGACACCAGAAACAAAAUUGUAGACCUGCACCAGGCUGGGAAGACUGAAUCUGCAAUAGGUAAGCAGCUUGGUUUGAAGAAAUCAACUGUGGGAGCAAUUAUUAGGAAAUGGAAGACAUACAAGACCACUGUUAAUCUCCCUCGAUUUGGGGCUCCACGCAAGAUCUUACCCCGUGGGGUCAAAAUGAUCACAAGAACGGUGAGCAAAAAUCCCAGAACCACACGGGGGGACCUAGUGAAUGACCUGCAGAGAGCUGGGACCAAAGUAACAAAGCCUACCAUCAGUAACACACUACGCCGCCAGGGACUCAAAUCCUGCAGUGCCAGACGUGUCCCCCUGCUUAAGCCAGUACAUGUCCAGGCCCGUCUGAAGUUUGCUAGAGUGCAUUUGGAUGAUCCAGAAGAUGAUUGGGAGAAUGUCAUAUGGUCAAAUGAAACCAAAAUAUAACUUUUUGGUAAAAACUCAACUUGUCGUGUUUGGAGGACAAAGAAUGCUGAGUUGCAUCCAAAGAACACCAUACCUACUGUGAAGCAUGGGGGUGGAAACAUCAUGCAUUGGGGCUGUUUUUCUGCAGAGGGACCAGGACGACUGAUCCGUGUAAAGGAAAGAAUGAAUGGGGCCAUGUAUCGUGAGAUUUUGAGUGAAAACCUCCUUCCAUCAGCAAGGGCAUUGAAGAUGAAACGUGGCUGGGUCUUUCAGCAUGACAAUGAUCCCAAACACACCGCCCGGGCAACGAAGGAGUGGCUUCGUAAGAAGCAUUUCAAGGUCCUGGAGUGGCCUAGCCAGUCUCCAGAUCUCAACCCCAUAGAAAAUCUUUGGAGGGAGUUGAAAGUCCGUGUUGCCCAGCGACAGCCCCAAAACAUCACUGCUCUAGAGGAGAUCUGCAUGGAGGAAUGGGCCAAAAUACCAGCAACAGUGUGUGAAAACCUUGUGAAGACUUACAGAAAACGUUUGACCUGUGUCAUUGCCAACAAAGGGUAUAUAACAAAGUAUUGAGAAGCUUUUGUUAUUGACCAAAUACUUAUUUUCCACCAUAAUUUGCAAAUAAAUUCAUUAAAAAUGUGAUUUUCUGGAGAAAAAAAAUCUCAUUUUGUCUGUCAUAGUUGACGUGUACCUAUGAAGAAAAUUACAGGCCUCUCUCAUCUUUUUAAGUGGGAGAACUUGCACAAUUGAUGGCUGACUAAAAACUUUUUUCCCCCACUGUAUUCAGUUGGCAUUAACAUAGUCACUGGAGUGACUCUAGUGCUCUUACGGAAAAUAGCCAUACGUUCUCUCAAAUUAGUACACAAACGCUGUGUAAGUACAGGAGCAUUGACUGUGUUUUGAUGGUUUUGACUGUGUGUAUUUCUGUAUGCCUGGCUGACUGUGUGUGUGUAGCCAAAUGCUAAUCUGUACGCGUGUGUGUUUGUGUUGCUGUGUGUUGUUGUGUGUCUGACUGUGUGCGUCUUCUUUUCAGAGAGCAGAGGGAGACAGACAGCGCCCAACGCCUCUGAUGGUCAUGUUAUCUCAGACGAGCACCUCCUCAAUCCAGCGGUCACCGCUCACCCUGCACACACACCCGGCAGCUACACUGGUACACCACACACACACACACACACACACACACACACACACACACACACACACACACACACACACACACACACACACACACACACACACACACACACACACACUCACUCACAGACAUAACCCCACACACACAUACAUAACACACACACACAGACACACAGACACACCCACACACACUAUGAAACUGUCUGCUAGAUGACCAUGUUUGUUGUUUUUUUCCGUCCCUCAAGCCGGCGCCCCUGUAGAUCCGAUCGGCCACCCUCACCUGGCUGACCUCCCCCCUCCCCUGACCAAUGGGAGCCACACUCCCCUAUCCCAGAAUCCUUUGCCCCAGACGGCCGUACUAUCCAAUGGACCAGGGAGACCCACAGUUAUAGGUAACUUGUGUGUGUGUGUGUGUUUGUGUGUGUGUGUGUGUGCACGCUUGUGUGUGUGUGUGUGUGUGUGUGCACGCUUGUGUGUGUGUGUGUUUAUGUAGUAUGAAGGGGUAUGACAUAGAAUGACAUAUGCAUUAUAGCAUCUUUAUGGGGUAGGAGGCAUGGCUUUAAAUAUGUGAUGUCAUUGUACCCCCCCCCUCAUCUUCACACCUCCCCCUGAAAGAGAGAGCUCCUGUGUUUUAACAGUCUAAAGUGCCCAGUAGGAGCCGGCUGUAUUGUGUGUGGGCCCCCAUUGUUAAGACCCCCUUUCAUUCAGCAACACUCUCCCUCUCUCCGUUCUCUUCCUCCCUCUAUCUCCCUCAGACUGUUAUCUCAAUAAAAGCAGCACAGUAAAAAGUCUCUCUCUUUCUCUUUCCCUCUCUCCCUCUCUUUCUGGCUGUCUCAUUCUCAGUGGGUUUAGUUGUAAAGUUGAAGGCUUCCUUCCUGCCAGUCUGGGUUUUGAUAGGGGCGUUUCAACACGUGGACCCUUUGGUCUUUGUCUCUGUUGCUGCAUAAGAAGAGAGCAGGCAGAGAGGAGAGGAAAGACAGCACGUGUAGAGGGGAAGAGGAGGAGCUGGUUUAUAUGACAAAGACCGUGCUAUCUUUAUGGUCAAUAGUGAGCUACGGUUAUACUGCCUGCUGGCUGGUUGGCUAACUGGCUGGCUGGUUAGUUAGCUGGCUGGUUGACUAACUGGCUGGCUGGUUAGUUAGCUGGCUGGUUGGCUAACUGGCUGGCUGGUUAGUUAGCUGUCUGGUUGUCUAACUGGCUGGCUGGUUAGUUAGCUGGCUGGUUAGUUAGCUGGCUGGUUGGCUAACUGGCUGGCUGGUUAGUUAGCUGGCUGGUUGGUUGGUUAGUUAGCUGGCUGGUUGACUAACUGGCUGGCUGGUUAGUUAGCUGGUUGGUUGACUAACUGGCUGGCUGGUUAGUUAGCUGGCUGGUUGACUGGCUUGCUGACUGGCUUGCUGUCUGGUUGGUUAGCUGGCUGUCUGGCUGACUGGCUGGCAGGCUGGUUGGCUUGCUUGCUGGCUGGCUGGCUGGCUUGAUGGCUGGUCGGUUAGCUGGCUGGCUGGCUGGCUGGCUGGCUGGCUGGCUUGCUGGCUGGCUGGCUUGCUGGCUGGUUGGUUAGCUGGCUGUCUGGCUGGCUGGCUGGCAGGCUGGUUGGCUGGCUUGCUGGCUGGCUUGCUGGCUGGUUAGUUAGCUGGCUGGUUGCCUGGCUUGCUGGCUGGCUUGCUGGCUGGUUGGUUAGCUGGCUGGCAGGUUGGUUGGCUGGCUGGCUGGCUUGCUGGCUGAUCUGUUGGAUAAACAGAAGAAUGAAUUAACGAACAAACAAACAGGUGAACUAGAAUGCACUGUAUUUAGGGUGCCUUAUGAAAUAAUGAAUGAAUGUUAAUUGUCCAUCAAGAAGACAUUAUUCUGUAUAUUCUGUAUUUUUUUUUUAUGUGCAUACAAAUCCAGAAGCAUCCCCAACCCCAGAGACAUACAAUACAUAACAGUGUGUUACUUGUCCUGUCAGGUACAUUCAAUGCGGGACCACCUAAAAAGAGACACAAAGGCUGGUCUCCUGAGUCUUCAGCUGUGAAGACCCCCCCAUCUUCCUCCUCCUCCUCCUCUUCCUCAUCACUCACCAAUGGUACCAAACCAGGUAGGAGAGAGAGAGAGAGAGAGCGAGAGAGUGCAUGUGUGUGUCCCGUGUGUGCGUGCACACAUGCGUGCAUGCAAUUUCAGAUGUCAGAAGCUAACUAGCAUACAAGGCUGCUCUUUUCUUUGUGGGUAUAGUUAGUUACCACUGUUUUAUCUCUGCUACCUGCUGAGUGUGUGUGUGUUCCUGUGCCCACAGACCAUGCCCCCCCAGAGAGUGUGUCCCAGGGGUCCUCCCACCCCCCCUCCCCCCCCGGGCCGUCUGUCACAGUGCCUGAGCAGCUGUUGAACACCUGCAGACUCCAGCCCGUCAUCUUCAGAGGUCAGAAGUGUGUGUGUGCACGUGUGCGUGCGUGCGUAUUUGUGUGUGUAUGUGUGUUCCUAUUCCACAGUGACAUUAAACGCAAGAGUGCAACCAAAACCCAGCAGACACAGAGGCCCUUGAGGACCGGAGUCUGAGCCACUGUCCUAAAGCUUCUUAGCUCAGCAGUGGAAAGGUCAUAAUGUCCUCUGCUCUAUCUCACCCCUUCACCCCAACUUGUUACUCCACCUCUCUCUCACUCAACCACCGCUUCACCUGGAUCAAUUAUCAUUUUCCCACCUCUCAUCCUUUCACCUCUAUUCUGUUUCCCACCCAUCCCCCUCAUCCCUCCAUCCCCUGGGGGUAUCCAUUAGCUCACUCUCCAUUUUCCCACAACCUGAUCCUGUGCAGUAGCAUCUGGUGUGUGUGUGUGUACGUGUGUUUAUGUGUGUGUGUGUGUGCGUGCCUGUCUGUGUGUGUGACCUGUCUGUCUGUGUGUGUGUGUGUGUGUGUGUGUGUGUGUGUGUGUGUGUGUGUGUGUGUGUGUCUCUGGUCCCCAGGUCACGGCAGCCUACCCCAGCUGAGUGGUAAGGUGUGUGAUGUGCAAGUCAGCUCCCUGCUCCAGAGCUGCUAUCAGAACAGCCAGGCCCUGCCCAGGAUCUACCAACACUAUGGACCCUCUCCUAUACAGCCCCUGUCUGCAGAGAUGCAGAUACUACUCACUGUAUACUACCUGGUGCAACUAGGUGAGAGAGAUGGUUGAUUUCAUUUUUAAUUUUAGUCAUGCUCACAGUUACAUUUGACAUUGUAGUCAUUUAGCAGACGCUCUUAUCCAGAGUGAUUUACAGGAGCAUUUAGGGUUAAGUGCCUUGCUCAAGGGCACAUCGACAGAUUUUUCAGUCGGCUCAGGGAUUCGAACCAACGACAUUUAGGUUACUGGCCCAAGCCUCUUAACUGCUAGGUUACCUGCCGCCCCAGUUAAAAAGGCUGAAUUGUGCAGAACGUACUAUUACAUUGAGGCAAUCGUUAAAAACCUAGUUGGUAAUAACUGGUUAUUGUCAUUUCCCUCCAGGCCCAGACCAGGUCCCGCUGAUCCAGGACCUGGAGCAGAUCUUCAUGCGCUCCUGGAGAGAGUCCCACCUCAGUGAGAUCCGCCAGUACCAGCAGCCCCAGCCUGGCCUCUCCCUCCCUCAGGCUCCCUCCACUCUGCCUGGGCUGCCACAGGCCCAGGCCCUCACCCCCUCCCAGCUGCCCUGGCUGGCCCAGCUGGCAGCCUCGUCAUGUGGGGAGGGAGUAGUGGUGCUGGGGGAGAAGACCUCAAUGGCUCUGGGGCUGGCUGACACCUUCACUAGGCUGAUGGAGGGACGGCUGGCUCAUACCAACUAUGUGGUCAUCAUCUGUACAGCCAAGGGACAGGAGACUGAGUCCUGUGUGGUGGUGACAGGUGUGUGGUGGGGAGGGGGGUGUAAUAUUGUGUGUGGGUGCCUGCUUGUGUCUUUUACAUUUGCUAUGUGUGUUUACACUUUGACUUAUGGUGUGAGUGGAGUUGCAGACUUUUGUGUGCAUGCAUGCGUGUGUGUAAUAACUGGUGUAUACUAUUUGUGUGUGCGUGUGUGUGUAGGUAAACACCAGUGUCGUACCCUGGCUGAGGGGAUGUUCAGUCCCAGUGAUAGUCUGAGAGAGAUCAGUCAACAGUUGUCCUCUGGCAUGACCCAGGAACUCACCACCUUCUGCAACUCUCUGGGACCUGGUAAGACUACUACAGAUGUAGGAUCUUCAUUUGAGCCAGAUUGCUACAGCCGAAAAAUUAUCCUGCAGCAAUGUAGAUUAUAUAAUGAAUGGAUAUUUUGAUACGUUUUACAUAAGGGACAAUCAAGUCUGAAAUUAGCAUUUCCUGCUUCUCAUCAACAAAACAGUGAUCAAAUGAUGAUGUUACAUCUGUACACAACCCACCUGGAUGCUGAGAAAGUGUGUCUGUGUUUGUGCGUGUGUGUGUAUUUACCCAUCUUAACUUCAAUGGAUUUGUUUCAUAUACAUAUUUUCUAAGUGCUCUGAGAGAUGUACACUGUACAUUGUUUACUGUAUGCAUGUACUCACCAUAUUGUAUGUGUUUGUCAGAUGGUGAGGUAGAUGUGUUGCUGGAGAGUGCUGCUGUGGAGAGCAGUAGCCAGCUGUCCCCCCUGUCCAGCAGUCAGGAGUCCACAGGAGACAGCAGCCCUAAAGACAGACAGACGGACAGAGCUACAGGCAGCCCCAAAGAGCCAGCCACAGACAGACACACAGGCAGCCCCAAAGACAGAGCUGAGAGCCCCAAGGACUCCUGCUCAGGUGAGACAUGCACUCUGUGUGGAGAGAACAUCAUGAAAUGUGUGUAGUUUGACUAAGCUACAUACUGUACCUACAUACUGUAUGUGUGUAGAAUUUCAUGUGAAGUGGCAAGAGGUGUGUGUAAUAUGUUUUGUGUGUGUGUGUGUGUUGUGUAUAUGUGUUGCGUUUAUGACUUUGUGCAUGAUAUGUGUAGAGUCUGUCCAAAACCUGUGUCUGUAUGUGUGUGAGUGUGCAUUAUGUUUAUACAUUUGUGUGGUGUCUAAAACGUGUGUUUCCAUGUGUGCGUGUAUAUACAUUUGUGUCUAACGUGUAUGUCUAACGUGUGUGUGUGUUUCUGUGUGUGUGUAGAGUACUGUGUGGAGUGGCGGGAGGUGCGGCCCAUCCAGUUGGCGGUAGCCAGGAAGCUGCUGUCCCAUGUGUGUGCCAUAGCUGACUCCAGCACUCAGAACCUGGACCUGGGCUCCUUCAACAGGGUCCACUUCCUCAUCUGUGUUCCUCCAUCUGAGGUCACCUUCCAACAGACUGUACUGCAUCUCUGGAACUCAGGUGAGAUCCCUCCUCUCUUCCUCCUAUUCUUCCUUCUCUUUUCUUUCACUUCUAUUCCAGAUAUCAACAUCAACAUUCCUCUUUUCCCUCUCCUCUAUCUCUUUCUCUUUCUCCUCCACGUUCAUCUCACAGUUCAGCAGACUCUCCUCUUCAUCUUCCUCCUCCUUCCUCCUCCUUCCCGCCUUCACCUCAAUCCCUCUGAGGUGACUUCCAGGAAGUUGUCUUCAGGUCUUGUUCUCCUCUAGCUGAUGUCUGUGUUGUAUAGCAGGUUGAAAACACAGAGCCCCCUGCUGGUGUAUUAUAGAAUCAUUGAGAAAUGUGUUCACUCGCGUUACUCAACCCUUCACCUGAAACACAUUGGUGUCAUGUGUGUGUAUGUUUGUGUGGGUGUGGGUGUGUGUGUGUCCGCACGUGUGCGUUCGAGCUUGUGUGUGUUUAAUCAUUGUCUAUGCCUGUAGGUGUCCUCCAGCAGCUGGGGUUGGAGCAGGAGUGUCUGUCUCAGAGAGAGGCUGAGCGCUACGUGGUCAAGAUGGACCAGGAGGCCAGGGCGCGCAUUGAUGACCUCAUACAGGAAGCACACAGGAACUCCAACACACUCUACAUCCUGGUCCAUGACCACGCACACUGGGACAUCAGCAGGUGUGUGUGCGUGUGUGCGUUUGUGUGCUUUUUUGCUUGCGUGUGUCUGUGUGAGUGUGUCCCUGUGUUUCUAACGUGACCGUAACGUACAGUAUACAUCCCCCUGUCUCCCAGUGGACCGUACGGUGCCAACGGUGGUGACUCCGGCGGUGGGUUCGUGGACAGCCUGCUCAACUCCCUUCAGAUCAGAGAUGCCACCAACAUCCUGACUCUCCACGUCACCUCGUUCCCCUUUGCCCUGCAGACACAACACACACGCAUCAGCCCUUACAACGAGAUACACUGGCCCUCCACCUUCAAUAACGUAAGACAUUCACACACACAGACCCACACUGACACAGACACACACACAGUCACAAACACACACACACACACACACACACACACACACACUGUUGUCUCAAACUCUCUGUGUGUGUGUGUGUGUGUGUGUGUGUGUGUGUGUGUGUGUGUGUGUGUGUGUGUGUGUGUGUGUGUGUGUGUGUGUGUGUGUGUGUGUGUGUGUGUGUGUUUGUCUAGGACAUGGAUCUGUACCAUGAGAAGACGCGGUACUUUGGUGUGUCGGAGCUGCUGGACUCGACUCGUUCAGGCAGCGGCUUGCCUCUCCUCCGCUACGACAGCUCCUUCGAAAGCAUGGCCUCUGCUCUGGAGGAGAGGUAACACACACACACAUGAACAAAUAUAUACAUACACACUCUUACACACACACAUAUUCAUCAUGCAUACAUACGCACACACUAAGACGCAUACUCACAAAGGCACUCUCGCUCACUCACUCACUCUCAAACACACCCUUACACACACACACACACAGUCAUCAUACUGUGCAUACAUACAUACAUACACACUCACACAAACACACAUGCACACUCACACACAAUCACACAGGUACAAGAAAAACACACAAUUAACCGUAUAUGUAAAUAUACAGUAAAUAGAGACCGUAUGUGUUGUAGUACUCGAGUCCAGGACUCAGACUUGAGUCUGACUCGAGUCUCGAUUUUCAUGACUUGUGGCUCGACUUGGACGUGACCAUUGGUGAAUCAGACUUGGACUCGCCUUCUCGUGACUUUGCACUUGGACUGGAUUGCCUGUGAUAAGCAGAAUAUUAGCAGCACUAGAUGCGCAGCGCAGCUAGGGUCCUGUUCAUCAUUGGGAAGGACGCGCCACACCCGGCACACACAGCCUACAUCAGCUGGUGAGCUGCGGGGGAGCAAACGAUGAGUGUUGGCAGACAGGCAGGCUCCGCUCCGAUCAUACACGUUGCGCAGGCGACUCUGUUGCUUCCCUGUAGCUAACCAGUCACCAGCCUUCUAGUUAGCUACCCUUUGCCUGGGCAGCCCUUUGCUGCAGUCAAUGACCAAAGCGUCCUCUUUGGCCUCAUGGGUGGAAUGUUAUGAAUAUCUUUCAUAAUUUCAUAAUUCCUAAAGAUGUUUUUUUUUUUUUACAACGAAAAUCCGUUGUUUCUAUGUCAAACAGUUUUGUUAUAUUUCAGUCUUCUGUGAUGUACAGUUGAAGUCGGAAGUUUACAUAAGCUUCGGUUGGAGUCAUUAAAACUAGUUUUUCAACCACUCCACAAAUUUCUUGUUAACAAACUAUAGUCGGUUAGGACAUCUACUUUGUGCAUGACACAAGUAAUCUUUCCAACAAUUGUUUACAGACAGAUUAUUUCAAUUAUAAUUCACUGUAUCACAAUUCCAGUGGGUCAGAAGUUUACAUACACUAAAUUGACUGUGCCUUUAAAAUUAUAUUAUAUUAUGGCCUUAGAAGCUUCUGAUAGGCUAAUUGACAUUAUUUGAGUCAAUUGGAGGUGUACCUGUGGAUGUAUUUCAAGGCCUACCUUCAAACUCAGUGCCUCUUUGCUUGACAUCAUGGGAAAAUCAAAAGAAAUCAGCCAAGACCUCAGAAAAAAUAUUGUAGACCUCCACAAGUCUGGUUUAUCCUUGGGAGCAAUUUCCAAACGACUGAAGGUACCACGUUCAUCUGUACAAACAAUAGUACGCAAGUAUAAACACCAUGGGACCACGCAGCCGUCAUACCGCUCAGGAAGGAGACGCGUUCUGUCUCCUAGAGAUUAACGUACUUUGGUGCGAAAAGUGCAAAUCAAUCCCAGAACAACAGCAAAGGACCUUGUGAAGAUGCUGGAGGAAACAGGUACAAAAGUAUCUUUAUCCACAGUAAAACGAGUCCUAUAUCGACAUAACCUGAAAGGCCGCUCAGCAAGGAAGAAGCCACUGCUCCAAACCGCCAUAAAAAAGCCAGACUACGGUUUGCAACUGCACAUGGGGACAAAGGUCAUACUUUUUGGAAAAAUGUCCUCUGGUCUGAUGAAACAAAAAUAGAACUGUUUGGCCAUAAUGACCAUCGUUAUGUUUGGAGGAAAAGGGGGUUGCUUGCAAGCCGAAGAACACCAUCCCAACCGUGAAGCACGGGGGUGGCAGCAUCAUGCUGUGGGGGUGCUUUGCUGCAGGAGGGACUGGUGCACUUCACAAAAUAGAUGGCAUCAUGAGGAAGGAAAAUUAUGUGUAUAUAUUAAAGCAACACCUCAAGACAUCAGUCAGGAAGUUAAAGCUUGGUCGCAAAUGGGUCUUCCAAAUGGACAAUGACCCCAAGCAUACUUCCAAAGUUGUGGCAAAAGGGCUUAAGGAUAACAAAGUCAAGGUAUUGGAGUGGCCAUCACCAAGCCCUGACCUCAAUCCUAUAGAAAAUGUGUGGGCAGAACUGAAAAAGUGUGUGCGAGCAAGGAGGCCUACAAACCUGACUCAGUUACACCAGCGCUGUCAGGAGGAAUGGGCCAAAAUUCACCCAACUUAUUGUGGGAAGCUUGUGGAAGGCUACCCGAAACGUUUGACCCAAGUUAAACAUGUAUGUAAACUUCUGACCCACUGGGAAUGUGAUGAAAAAAAUAAAAGCUGAAAUAAAUCCUUCUCUCUACUAUUAUUCUGACAUUUCACAUUCUUAAAAUAAAGUGGUGAUCCUAACUGACCUAAGACAGGGAAUUUUUACUAGGAUUAAAUGUCAGGAAUUGUGGAAAACUGAGUUUAAAUGUAUUUGGCUAGGCUAAACUUCCGACUUCAACUGUAUAUAAAGUGUAAUAUUGGGAUGCAAACUAAACAUUUAAUACAUUUCAACUCUAUAUCUGACAUGGUGUCUUCAGUUUUUUAAAGCCCAUAACCAUUUGUGUGAGGUGUAUACUUUUGUUUCAAAUUAGAUUUGUUUAAGACUACUAAGAAUCACUCUAUGUGACCCUGAUUUAGCCCAACACAGUAAAAGGUUAAGAAACACAAGCUGCUUUAUGAAAUUAAAAACGAAAGCAUUGAGUUUAAUAGUAAAACAACAGUCUAGCUUUGUUUGUCUCUCUCCCCCUUGAGUAUAGAAAAGUAGGCUGUCUUUGAAUUUGUCUUCCCGCUCCCUCCCACUCUCCCCACUGCAUCCCAUAGCCAGGUUCUGCCAAGUCUCCCUCUUUUCUACAGAGAAAAUGGCUUGUUUCUUACCAUUCAAAAAGUUAUGACCCAUAUUACCGGCGCUACGUUUUUUUCUUUCUAUCGCGCAUUGGAGAGACACAUUUUACAUGCGUAAACCAUAUUGCAGGCUACACCUUGUUCAGUCAAUUUACCUAAUUAGCUAGCUUGCUAACAACCUGGUAACUUUACCAGUAGCCUUUAUGCAAACAUUUGGUGGCACAGAAAGAAAGGAAAAGGGAUAGCAAACAAUGUAUUGACUAAAUAAUUCCUCUUGACAUUACGCUAUAUCUGACUGGGUAAAUCACUUUAUUUUGAGUUAAUGUGGACCCUGCGACUCAGACUUGAACACUUGGACCAGGACUCGAGCACUGGGACUCGGACUUCAGCCCUAGGGACUCGUGACUCGGACACGAGCACAGGGGACUUGGGACUCGACUCAGACUUAACGAUUAGUGACUCGACUACAUCACUGAGAGAAACACAUUUGAUUUAAUUUGGGGUAUCGAAAUGACACAAGAAAAUUCUCGAUCCCCUGUCCCAGGUUCCCCAAGCUACACAGUGCAGUGAUCCGGACCCAGGUUUUGGUCCAGCACUACUGUGUGGCCCUGAUGGCUGUGUCAGGUCGGCCUGGCUCAGGGGGGCGGAGCAUACAUAAACACACCUCCGUCGAGACGCUGGAGAUAGUCCAGAGCCUGCUCAGCUCCGCCCAGCGAUGCCCCACCCACCACGGUCACAUGGUGCUGCUACGGAUCCCCUCAUUGGCUCUGGCAGGGUGGGCCCACCAGCGGCUGGCGUGGGUCAGACAGAGACUGGGGCUGGGGGAGCGCUUUGAGAUCAUCCUGGGAAACCCCAGCCAAGCCCUCAGCAUAGGACAGAGCUUCACUGAGCGCAUCAAGGUAGGGGAUAAACCACAGGACAACUGGGUCAAGAGUUCUGAUUUAUGAUCAGUUUUGCUUUUGCCUUUUAGAUCACAAUGAAUAAGAUUACAUGGACAGGGACCUGAUCCUAGAUCAGCACUCUAAUCUGAGACACUUAAUACAUACGGAUGCUGGUUAGCCACAUAACAGUUAGCUACCCAUAUGACAGUUAGUUGAAAGGAUUGUAAGACAAUCUCAAUAUAGGGCAGGUUACAUAUUUUAUAACAUUAUUUGUAAAAACUGGUAGGCUGAAAAGACUGUAUAUAUUAGGUUGGAUUGCUGGUGUUGGUAUGGGCUAGCGUGAUGGUGUGCCGUUAAGAACACAGGAGGAGUACAGAUGAAAGGGCUAACCCGGUGAAAUGGUUAAGGGAAUAUAGGUGGGAUGGUAACAGAUGUUUUUUUUUGUUCAAUAAAACCUUAAUGUAAACACCAAGGUUGAAGAUGUAUACAUUACAUAUCAAACAUUCUACUAACACUACACAUUCCCUAGUCAUUCUUCCAGUCCAUUAGGUAGCCACUGAUUGCCUUCAGGUGAGUUCGUUUAAAGGGCUCGUCACUAGUUACCACAGCCACAAAGUCAUAAUUAUGUAUAACCCCCACCUAUUUCUAAACUUUUAUCGUCUUGAAAUCUGAUCUUAACCCUCACCUUAAAGGGAAACUUCACAAUUGUUCAACUUCAUAUUCAUAAUCUCCAGCACCACCCCAACAUCAACAUAUGUGAAAAUGGCGCAUUUCUAUGUUUUGUAGUAAAAAAGAUAGAGGAAGAUAAGUGUUUCCAAUUACAUCAUCGGUGUGCAUCGUUUUGAUUUCGACCAAUUGUGAGUUGGCAUUGCCUACUAAUUGUCUACUAAUUGGUUGAUGAUGUCAUUGGAAACACUUAUCGUUCUCUAUCUUUUUAUCUGCUAAACAUAGAAACGUGCCAUUUUCACAUACAGUGCCUUCGGAAAGUAUUCAGACUAUUUACAUAAGUAUUCAGACCCUUUACUCAGUACUUUGUUGAAGCACCUUUGGCAGCGAUUACAGCAUUGAGUCUUCUUGGGUAUGACGCUACAAGCUUGGCACACUUGUAUUUGGGGAGUUUCUCCCAUUAUUUUCUGCAGAUCCUCUAAAGCUCUGUCAGGUUGGAUGGGAGCUUUGCUGCACAGCUAUUUUCAGACGUUCGAUCGGGUUCAAGUCCGGGCUCUGGCUGGGCCACUCAAGGACAUUCAGAGACUUGUCUCGAAGCCACUCCUGCGUUGUCUUGGCUGUGUGCUUAGGGUUGUUGUCCUGUUGGAAGGUAAACCUUCAACCCAGUCUGAGGUCCUGAGCGCUCUGGAGCAGGUUUUCAUCAAGGAUCUCUCUGUACUUUGCUCCGUUCAUCUUUUCCUCGAUCCUGACUAGUCUCCCAGUCCCUGCCGCUGAAAAACAUCCCCACAGCAUGAUGCUGCCCCCACUAUGCUUCACCGUAGGGAUGGUGCCAGGUUUCCUUCAGACGUGACACUUGGCACUCAGGCCAAAGAGUUCAAUGUUGGUUUCAUCAGACCAGAGAAUCUUGUUUCUCAUGGUCUGAGAGUCUUUAGGUGCCUUUUGGUAAACUCCAAGCGGGCUGUCAUGUGCCUUUUACUGAGGAGUGGCUUCCGUCUGGCCACUCUACCAUAAAGGCCUGAUUGGUGGAGAGCUGCAGAGAUGGUUGUCCUUCUGGAAGGUUCUCCCAUCUCCACAGAGGAACUCUAGAGCUCUGUCAGAGUGAUCAUCAGGUUCUUGGUCACCUCCCUGACCAAGGCCCUUUUCCCCUGAUUGCUCACUUUGGCCGGGCGGCCAGCUCUAGGAAGAGUCUUGGUGGUUCCAAACAUCUUCCAUUUAAGAAUGAUGGACGCCGCUGUGUUCUUGGGGACCUUUAAUGCUGCAGAAAUGUUUUGGUACCCUUCCCCCAGAUCUGUGCCUCGACAUAAUCCUGUCUCGGAGAUCUACGGACAAUUCCUUCGACCUCAUGGCUUGGUUUUGGCUCUGACAUGCACUGUCAACUGUGGGACCUUAUAUAGACAGGUGUGUGCCUUUCCAAAUCAUGUCCAAUCAAUUGAAUUUACCACAGACAGGUGGACUCCAAUCAAGUUGUAGAAACAUCUCAAGGAUGACCAAUGGAAACAGGAUGCACCUGAGCUCAAUUUCGAGUCUCAUAGCAAAACGUCUGAAUACUUAUGUAAAUAAGGUAUUUCUGUUUUUAAUUUUUUAUACAUUUGUAAAACUUUCAAAAAACCUGUUUAUUUCGCUUUGUCAUUAUGGGGUAUUGUGUGUAGAUUGCUGAAGAUUUUUAUUUAUUUAAUCCAUUUUAGAAUAAGGCUGUAACGUAAACACCAAGGUUGAAGAGCUAUACAUUACGUAUCAAACAUUCUACUAACACUACACAUUCCCUAGUCAUGCUUCCAGUCCAUUAGGUAGCCAUUUAAAGAGUGAGUUGGUGUGGCAGAAGUCUUGCACCUGCAACAGGAAGCUGGUGGGAAAGUCAGUCAAUGUGAAUGGGUGGAAUUUCCUAUAUUAUUAGAUCCGUUAUUGUUCUAGCACUUGGGUAAAGCCUGUCUGUGUGUUUUGUGUCCAGGCAUGGCUGAAGAUCAAGGAGACAGACUGGGUUCCCCGUACCUACCUGGAGCUAGAGGCUCUCCCCUGUAUCCUCAUCCUCUCUGGGGCAGACCCCCUGGGAGAGUCCCUACCCAGGUACACACACACACACACACACAUAGUGCCUGUAUAUUUAUCCUGAUUGGUUGAUUGAUUGAUGUAUUUUCUCUCUCCGACCAGAUCACUGAAGUACUGUGACCUGCGUGUGAUAAGCUCCUCCUACCUGCAGCGCACAUCACUGGAGGAGGAGCUGGGAUUGGCUGCCUACCUGGUGAGGGUGGAGUCCCAGGGGUCACAACCCCACAGCCACGCCCCUGGCCCCGGUAGCGACCUAUCAGAGAGCGACCCGGACAAACUCAGCAGCACCGACAACGAGGAGGAGGAGGGGGGAGAGAACGGUGAGCGAUGGAGCGCCAUCCACUGGCCAAAUUCAAUGAAAUGAAAUACAACACAAUUCUAGCUAUUCAAUAAUAUACUAUACUUUCAACAUGGGUGUUUAUAACCUUAAACAACCAAUUUGACCGUUUAUAACUCAUCUCUGUAUACAUCCCUUACCCUCUUCCUCCUCUCCUGUCUUCCCUCUAGCUCUGAAGUUGGAGGUCCCUGGUUUGGGUCAUUGCCCUCCCCCUCACCCUCCCUCAGCCCCCCAGCCCCCCCGACCCUUCUCCGACAGCAGUGGUGCGGACACCCUCCAUCUCCACACCACCCCCCCUGACCCCCAUCGCUCCCCCUGUCCAAACCCUAACCCACCUAACCCCUCCGACACCCAGCGCUGGCCCUCCAAGUCAACCUCCUCUGACUCCUCCUCCACCCUUCCCCCCUCCCCCCUUCAGAGCUGCUCCUGGGCGCGGGGGGUGAGUCGACCCCCCUCCGUGCUGCUGCCCCGGGCGCUCUAUGACAUCAUCACAGCGUGCGACGGGAGCGGACUGCCUCGCUGCACCUCCUUCCUGCCGCACCUGUCUGUGGCCUGGGCCAGCUCCUUCAGGUAAGAACAAACACACACACCUCACCUGUCUGUAGCCUGGGCCAGCUCCACACACACUGGUGUGUAAUAUGAUGCUGUAUAUCAACGUUUCCUCUGCUUUCUUUUCCUCUGGAUCAGACCUCUGCUGAGUAAGAUGAUGACGUGUACAGAACAGUCUCUGUAUUACCGCCAGUGGACCAUCCCAAGGCCUUGCCACAUGGACAGCAGCAACCGCCCUGCAGAGGGACGCACGGACAACUUCCACCCCCGCAGACUGCUGCUCAGUGGACCCCCACAGGUACACACACACAUGCAUGCACACACAAGUGACAGACACACACACACACACACACUAUUCUGACUACUGUAACCUGUUCAGGUGGGGAAGACAGGAGCAUACCUCCAGUUUCUGGGCAUCCUGUCUCGUAUGCUGAUCAGACUGAUGGAGGUGGACAUCUAUGACGAGGAAGAUAUCAACUCCAGUGAGUUACCAUGGCAAUACUCCCUGGCCUCAACUCCAUAACUGCUAUGACCCUCCACUCUGCACUAGUCUUAAUAAUAUGCAUCGCGUGUGUAAUGCACUACGAAUGAAUUACAGUACAGUAUAUAGCUUCCAUGAAGAGGUUAUUUUAAGGAGCUAUUUGCUAGUAUAGACAUCUUUGCGUUGUAUAUACAACAUUUGUAAUGCAUUAUGAAUGAAUUAUAUAGGCUUCCAUGCAUGUAUAAACGUUGAUUAAGGACCCAUGAGCUGUUAUGAAUGUAUUAUGAAUGUAAACACGUGUGUGUGUGUUAUAUAGGUGGCCAGCUGGAGUGUGUCCAGUACCACCCAGCCUGUGCCCCCUGGCCGAUCACAGACACACUGAGGGGCAUGCCCUUCGACUACACUAUCCACAACCCCAAAUAUGAAGACAUCAGCACUGUCUACUGCCCUGACUACUACCCCAACACAGACGGUAGGACAGGAGAGCGGGACAUCUCUCUAGGUUAUCAUUAUGAUUGUGAGACUUACUAGAUUAUGUCAUUGUCUUAGACUUCCUGAUCUCUUUUUCUACUAUUUCUAGCUUGGCUGAGCUCUGUACACUCUUAGAAAAAAAUGGUUAUUCUGCUGUCCCCAUAGGAGAACCCUUUUUGGUUCCAGGUAGAACCCUUUUGGGUUCUAGAUAGCACCUUUUAUUCUAAGAGAGUAGCUAUAUGUAUGUGGCUAUCAGAGAUGUUCUAUGGUUGUUCCAUGGUUCUAGACUGGCGUUUGCCAAGUUAACUAACCCCCAGCCCCUGUUCUGUCCCCCAGGAAACCCCAGACGUAAGGAGGAUGUGUAUCUGCGGAGGCGAACGGCCAGGAUCAAACUGUCCAAAUAUGCAACCUACAACACCUACCACCACUGUGAACAGUGUCACCAGUACAUGGGCUUCAACCCCAGAUACCAGGUGAGCAGAGAACACACACACUGUUUAUUCAUAGUUUUACCAAUCAGUGCUCAACUGUAUUUUAUUUAACUAGGCAAGUCAGUUAAGAACAAAUUAGUAUUUACAAUGACGGUCUAUCCCGGCCAAACCCUCCCCUAACCCGGACGACGCUGGGCCUAUGGACUUACGAUCACAGCUGGUUGUGAUACAGCCUGGGAUCGAACCCGGGUCUGUAGUGAUGCCUCUAGCACUGCAAUGCAGUGCCUUAGACCGCUGCGCCACCCAGGAUCCAGCUGUAUGUGUGUAGAUGUAUGAUAAUGUAUUCUAUACCUUCAGAUAGAUAAUAAUGUAUUCCACCAUAUGCUUUACCUGUAGAUGUAUGAAUCGACGCUGCAUGCCUUCACCUUUUCCCACCUGCUGCUGGGGGAGGAGAUCCAGCUCUACUUCAUCAUCCCCAAGUCUAAACAACACCACUUCAGCUUCAGCCAACCAGGAGGCCAGCUGGAGAGCAUGAGACUGCCCCUCACCUCCGAUUGGGUAACCUAACUAAGCGCCUUACCCCUAAUACUAACCAUAAUACCCAUUCUUCUGAAGGGUGCACUCGUUCACUCCUAUUUAUGGAUGUAAGAAAUGGACUGGUUUAAGAAAUAUGGUACAAACUCCUUACAACAAUCCAGUGCCUUUCAAUCUGCCAGGGGGAUGAGCAAGUACACAAGUCGAGGAGAAGAGUAGAGAAUCGGACCACAGCCAUACUCUAAAAUUUACAUUAACCCCUACAGAAUGCACUGCUUAAUUUCACCACCCAAGAGCCUAUUUUCCUCAUCUGCCAACCUUUCUUUGUUUCUCUCUCUCUCUCUCUCUCUCUCUCUCUCUCUCUCUCUCUCUCUCUCUCUCUCUCUCUCUCUCUCUCUCUCUCUCUCUCUCUCUUUCUUUUCUAUAUACCUUCCCCAUCUGAAACCUCCUCUAACAUAUACAGUCCUACAAAGUAUAGAAGCCCGAAGAUCAUCAAAUCUUUGCAGAACCCACUCAAACGUUUAUAUACAGCUGUAUGUUUCUCCUUUCCCCCAUCAGAACCCAGACUGCAUCAAGAGCCCCAUCUUCACCCCGACAACGGGUCGUCAUGAGCACGGCCUGUUUAACCUGUACCAUGCCAUGGACGGGGCGGCCCACCUCCACAUCCUGGUCAUCAAGGAGUACGAGAUGUCCAUCUAUAAGAAGUACUGGCCCAACCACAUCAUGCUGGUGCUGCCCACCGUCUUCAAUGGAGCCGGCAUCGGUACGCUAACCACCUCCACCUCCACUCUCUUUCCCAUUCACUCACUACAUCUCUCACUUUGUCUAUCUCUCACCCACUCCCCCUGUUGUGGAGUGAGAGAGAGCGAGAGAGAGAGAGAGAGAGAGAGAGAGAGAGAGAGAGAGAGAGGGAGAGAGAGGGAGAGAGAGAGAGAGAGAGAGAGAGAGAGAGAGAGAGAGAGAGAGAGAGAGAGAGAGAGAAUACACACAACAGACAGACUAACUAACAACAUGAGACGCACUAACACAUAAAUAUAACAAUUUGUUAUAUGUGUUUCCCGAUGUCUCCCUCUCUGACCUCUGGCCCCUCCCCCAAGGUGCGGCCCACUUCCUGAUCAAGGAGCUGUCCUAUCACAACCUGGAGCUGGAGCGCAGCCGCAGGCUGGAGGGAGGGGGGCCGCCGGGCAAUGUCUGGCCCUUCAUCAUAGUCUCUGAUGACUCCUGCGUCAUGUGGAACGCCGUGGACCUGGACUCACACAGGCAUAUACACACUCACUCAUACACACCUACUCACACACAUACAAGGAACAAGUCUCAGCUACACACACAUCAACACAAUGUUGUUGUUUUUUAAAUGGAUGUUUUGAAAGUAUUGUCCUCGCAGAGCUCUGUAGUCAUCUCUCUGUCUUUCACUCUCUCUGUCUGUCUGUCUGUGUCCUCUCUCUCCCCUCCAGUGCCUCAGGGCCUGUAGAGAGGAACGUGUCUCUGAAGCAGGUGCUGCAGCACAUGGAGGCGUGUCCUGACCUCACCCAGUACGGCCUCUGUGGGAUCAGGAAGUGGAGCAGUCGCUCCCCGGGUCAGGGGGAGAGGGGAGGGGCUCGUCACGAGGAACCGUUCUCCAGAGGACACCUCCACGACUUCCUGCUUCUCAACGUGGACCUGACCCAGGACGUCCAAUACAACGAGAACAGGUGAGACAGUAGAAAAGAAUAGUAGUAGAUACUCUUAUCUAGAUUAACUAGGGUUAAGUGCCUUGCUAAAGGGUACAACAAAAUAUUUCAAAAAACUAGUCAGCUCGGAGAUUUGAACCAGCAACCUUUUGGGUACUGGCCCAACGCUAUUAACCACUAGGCUACCUGCUGCCGAAUAUGAAAGAAUAGAAUAGAAUAGAAUGGAAUGGAAUACACUACAAUACAAUACAAUACAAUACAAUACAAUAUAACCAGAAUGGAUGAGAAAGGACAGACACUUGACUUUACAUAAGUAAUUGUUAUUGUAAGAAGAGUGUGGUUGCUAGGUUGAAGUGGUUUCUAUGUGAAACACUGGUCUCUGGUGAAAAAACUUCACUGAACCAUCACUCUUCCUCUUUCUCAUUUUUCCUCUUUCUCACUCUUCUUUCUAUCUUCCUUUUCUCACACUCCACUCUCUUCCUCCUCUCUCCUCUCUUCCUCUCUUCCUCUGCCCCCCUCUCCUCUUCUUCCUCCUCAGGUUCAUGUGUGAUGAUGUGGACUUCACACUGCGAGCCCACAGCGCUGGUCUGCUCAUCUGUCGUUUUAACAACUUCAGUGUGAUGAAGAAACAGAUCGCUAUCGGAGGAUACCGCACCUUCAUCAUCAAGACCAAGGUACAGUCUUACACACACACACAUACACACACACACAUACACACACACACACACACACACAUACACACGCACACAUACACAACAUCACCUUCAUCAUCAUGGGGUACAGUGUCACACGACUUAAGAUCAUAUGUGGUGUUCCGCGUUGGAUCGAUUCAUAUCCCUUUCUAAUGUAAUAUCUCAGUUUUGGGGCUCAAUUUAAUCAGUAUCGCUGAAGUUCCGCAUUAUAGCACGAUUUACAUUAUUAAGACAUUUCCGAGUGAGCCGGCGGCGUGUACUGUGAAUGCAGUUUCUGUCAAUUCAGGAACAUUACCUUUAAAUUUCUAUCCCGCUAUAAGGCGGAACUUCAGCAAUAUGGAUUGAUUCGAGCCCCUAAUGUUGUUGUAAUGUUCAUGCUUUGACCAAUGUUGAUGUAAUGUGGGGUUUCAGAUAACUGACGUCCCCACCUCCAUCCAGCCGUCUCAGUAUAUCUGUGCCCCGGACAGCAAGCAUCCAUUCCUGGCCACGCCUGCACAGCUACUGCUGGAGAAAUACCUGCAACACACCAGCCAACGCCUGUUCCCCCUCAGCGCACGCAACUACACACACCCCAUUCUGUCUGUAGACUGCUACCUCAACCUGGGGCCUGAGGUACACACUCACACACACACACACACACACACACACACACACACACACACACACACACACACACACACACACACACACAAAUACAUAUGUGGUUGUUUCGAUGUCAGAUCACUCAUUGGUGCGUCUUUUAUUUCCUCCCUCCCUCCACCCUCCUUCCCUCCCUCCACCCUCCUUCCCUCCCUCCACCCUCCUUCCCUCUCUCUCCAGGUGACGGUGUGUUUUGUGAGUUCCAGACCUCACGCCAUCAACAUCAGUACUGCAGAGCUGCUGUUCAGCGGCCUGCUGCUCUGCUUCUGUGAUUCCUUCGUCACACCAGGCUUUCUCAAGAAGUUUCACUUCCUCAAAGGUACACGCACAAAGACCCAUGCAGGCACACACACACACACACACACACAAAAGUCAUCACAUCCUCAAAGGUAUUCUCUCUUCCGUCCUCCAGGGGCGAUUCUGUGUGUGAUAUGUGCUGACCGCAGCUCUCUGAGACAGACGGUGGUGAGGCUGGAGCUCGAGGACGAGUGGAGGUUCCGGCUGAGUGACGAGUUCCAGACGGCCAACGCUAAAGAGGACCGCCCCCUCUUCUUCCUCACAGGGAAACACAUA